Molecule: messenger RNA, 4402 nt
Organism: Dendronephthya gigantea
Lineage: Eukaryota; Metazoa; Cnidaria; Anthozoa; Malacalcyonacea; Nephtheidae
Product: neogenin-like
Exons: 23
Coding region: 114-4040 (1308 amino acids)
Biological process (GO): cell-cell adhesion
Molecular function (GO): protein binding
Source: RefSeq, a predicted model, not a curated record
CGCGUUGUUUUCGUUUGAACUGUUUUGGAAAGUUGACAAGCAUGGGUUGUUACGGGAUUAAUGAAUAAAAACACGCCGAUUCUUCCGACGUUUUAGUGGAAAGAGGAGCAAGAAUGAAGUACCUUAUUGCGACCCUUCUAUAUGUCACAUGUGUGCCUAUUUUAGCAAAGAGAUUCAUACAGUUCAACGAAGAGCCUUCAGAUCUGGUUGCGUUGAGAAAUAAACCAGCGGAACUUCGAUGUAAUAUAACGGCAAAGGGUAAACUUGUCAUAUCAUGGCUAAAGGAUGGUGUAAAAUUGAAUCUUACAAAUACUACACAAAGGACUAUCUUGCCACAUGGGUCAUUAUAUUUUAACCCAAUCAGAAGGAAAAAAAGGUAUUCUCCUGAUACAGGUGAAUACAGAUGUGUAGGUGAAACAAUAGUCAAUGGGCAAACUUUUAAAAUACAAAGUCGAAAAGCAAAGUUAACAGUUGCAACCAUAUCAAAAUCGUUCGCCAUUGUGCCUCAAAAUGUGACCUUGAACGAAGGUGAGACAGCAUUCUUUGAGUGCAAAAUAAAAAGAAGUCAUCCCAAAGCCACAGUGACAUGGAAGAAAGUUGGCAAGAAUACAGACCUAGCACUAAAUCCUAGAUUUGUUGUGUUUCCCUCUGGGAUACUUGAAAUACAUAGUGUACUGGCAAGUGAUGCAGGGACUUAUGAAUGCGAAGUAACAAAUAAAGCAAUUACAACGAGAAAUCCAAAAGUCAAAGCUCAACUAAACAUUAAUACAGCAUCAGUCGCUCCAAAACCAAGCAGCUACUUGGUGAAACCAAAAAAUGUUGUUACCUUGCAUAACAAGGAUGUUAUCCUUGAAUGUAUUGUCACUGGUUACCCAAAACCUCAAGUUGAGUGGUAUAAGGAUGGAAACAGGAUCACCUUAACACAGUCUGGCCAUUAUAGCAAAUUUGGUUCAAGUAGCUUAAAGGUUUCCUCAGUACAGACUGCCGAUGGUGGCAAGUAUGAAUGUGUUAUGGGAACAGACAAAGCUGAAGCCAAUCUUCAAGUUAUUGUCCCACCACAGUUUAAAGUUUCUCCAAGAGAUGUUAAAACAGUAGCUAAUAAGGACGUAACAAUGCAAUGCGAAGCUACUGGCAAUCCAAAGCCUAAAAUAACUUGGUAUAAGAAUGGUAACGCUGAAGAUGUACAAGUUGAACAUAUUGAAAUGACAGACAAGGAAAUAACAAUAAUGGAAGUGUUGGAAAGUGAUGGAGGAAUGUACCAAUGUUUUGCAGAAAACCAGGGAGGGGAAAUUAUGGCUUCUGCGCAACUUGAUAUAUAUGGUGGUCAUACAACCACAUCACCACCAUUAAUGGAGGCACCAAGUCAACCAAAAGAUGUGAAAGCCAUUGCUGAAAACUCAACGACAAUCCGUCUGUUCUGGCAAGCCCCUGACAAACCUAAUGGCAAAAUCAAGGAAUAUACAGUUAUCAUUCAACGCCAAAGUGUUACAGGAGAUAUGGUGCUUGUACCGAGAAUGCCAACUACACAAGACACUCAAUUAAUUGUUAGCAAUCUAGAGCCAGCCACUCUCUAUCAAUUCAACGUAUAUGCGUUGAAUGAACAUAAUAAGAGAGGACAACUGAGCAAUGCCAUUCAAGAAUUCACAUCGCAGAGAAAACUUUCAGCAUUAGGGCCACCGCGUGAUGUUCAAGUGCUUGCAAUUAGUUCUAUGGCGUUGAAAGUGUCGUGGAAACCACCUUUAAAUAACCUGCAAGUGAUAAAGAACUAUUCUAUCAAGUACCGCGAUGUUGAUCGCAAUACAGCAUGGCGUACCGAGUCAUCUUUGAGACAUAAUGUUGUUUUACUCAAACUGCGGCCCUACACUGCCUAUGCAGUAAAAGUCACGGCCCAUACCGCGCUUGGGCCUGGGCAAACUUCAUCCGAAAUCGUUGGAAAGACUAAAAGUGGAAAACCCAAUGGUAUAGAAAAUGUAGUGUUAGUUGCUUACCAAGAUGUCCUUGUAGCCAGAUGGGACCCACCGUCCCAUCCUAAUGGUAAUAUCACUGGAUAUUUAAUGAUAUUGAAGAACGAAAACUCGGGUGUAAUUUCCAACUCUACGAGCAAGGACAGUGAUUAUGUUUUUAUGAAUGUUCAAAGAUCCGUAACGUACGCGUUCAGAGUUGCAGCAGUCACAGAGGCUGGUCGUGGAGAGUUUAGCGAGUGGACAAGAAAGCGUACUCCACCGCCAGAUACAACCGAGGACGAGGUUCCUGGAAAGCCAAGCAAUCUACAAGUCCGUGUUGUACUGGGGAUAGUUAAGAUUAGCUGGGAUCCACCCAAGGAAAGUCAUAUAGUCGUGCGUGGUUAUGUUCUCAGCUAUGGCAAGCUUACGCCUGACGACGCCUCCAAAGUUUUACCAAAUAUUACCACGUCAUAUCUUCUUCGGAAUUUACAACCCGAGACUAUUUACAUCAUUCGUGUUCGGGCGAAAAAUAAAAUGGGACAAGGACUUGAAGCAUUGGACCGCGUCACUAUUCCGCGAAUGAAGCAACCAAAUGGCAUUUACAACUUGCAAGCUAUCCCGUUUAAGAGGAGAUCUAUGCGACUUUCAUGGAUUGAUCCCACCAGUAAUUUACGACCAUACGUUGGAUACACUGUCAGGUUUAAAAAAGACCACAAGACGCAACAACUUAACGUCACGAAAGGAACCGCAUUAGUCGUCAAAAACCUUCGUCCGGGCAUGAAGUACACAUUCCAAGUGCAGAGAAAUGAUGAACGAAAUUAUAUCGAAGUUUCGAACAGCACAAUGGAAGAAGUACCAAGUGCUCCGAAAGAUCUCACGGUAACGAUUUCAUCGGAAAUAUCGACCGUUAAAGUGCAAUGGAAUGCUCCGGAUCAGCCUAAUGGAAAACUGAGUAGCUAUAAAAUAUGCUGGCGGCGGGAAGAUGAUCUUCGUAACUACAACUGGACGUGCAAGGUUGUGAAGUCUUAUGUUUUGAACGACCAUAUAUCAAAUAUCGAACCGAAAUUGAAAUAUUCUGUAAAAAUACUGGCAAAAAAUCGCGCCGGUGAAGGAGCGUUCUCAAAAUCUUUCAAAUUUUAUGGAGACUCCAUUAUACCUUUGCCUAAUCUUACCCCUCCAACAAAAGAUCAAUCGUCCAACGGCACUAACAAUACCGAUGACCAUCCUGAUGGAAUCUUUAACAAAAAUUUCACGAAGCCCAGAGGAACACCAACUAUAGAAGACGGCAAAAGACUAGCAGGGGCUACUACGGAGGGUUUAUCGGACGAAGAGAGGACGUUAUGGAUAGUUAUUGCUGUUAUCGCUGCUGUAACUUUAGUUGCCAUAGUAAUCAUUAGUAUUGUACUUUGCAAGAAACGGGCCGCAUGCGGGACACCAACCAUAGCCAGAAAACCACCAGCAGAUCCUUACAAAGCUGUUGCUAAUGGCAACAGUAAGAAAAAACCGAAUAAAGAGAAAAAUUUUUGGAUCAAACAAGAUAAUAUGGAGUUGGAACCAUGUGUGAAGACAACGAGUGAGGAUUUCGUUACAUCAACGAUUCCAAGAAGUGCUGAUGAGAUGAAACCUCUGGAUAGUCCUUUCCAGUCAAGAAAAGACCGCAAUUCUCUCGAGGAUGACGAAGAUGAUCCAGUAGAACAAGACCAUCGGGAGGAACCUCCUCCGUACCGACAUAGAGAGGACUAUCAACCAAUACCUGUAUUCCCGGCGAAGCAAAACAAUAUCCAUAUUCAGAAAUCACCAUUUGCCCCUCAAGAUCCUGACGAAUUCCCACCACCACCCCCUGAGGGUGUGGAUGAAAUUCCGGACGAAGGACCAUCAAGUGACUACGGUUCAGAGGAGCUUGUCUCUCCGAAAUGUGACACAGAUGAACCAGCUUCGGUUAAGUUCAUACCAAAGAAUUCGCCGAACGGUUGCGUCAGCGUCGCCUCUGACUACAGUUACCCGGUGAACAAGGGUGUUCACGAUAUCGACGCGAAUAAUCUUCAGAACCUUAUGAAAGAUCUAGACGCAAUCAUGGCCAAGGAAGAUAGAGUUUAACAAAUCAAUGAACUUCAAAAAGUUCGUGGUCUAUAUGUGCAGUCUGGAUGGACAGUGCUUGUAUAUAAUACAAGACAAACAUGUCACGUGCGUUAGUCGUUACGACGUUGUCAGAAUAUCGAUUUGAUCACCACAUUGUACCAACUUAUAUCGAUUUCCCAUUAUUCACGAGCGAAGGAAAUGAACUAUAUACUAUAGAAAGUAUAAGGACAUAAUUAUAUGUCGAUUACCAUAUAGCCAUGUUUUAUCUAGGACAUAGAUUUAUUCCAUGCAAUUCAGUGUAAAAUAAUGCAAACUAUAUUUUUUUACCACGCGUGUAUCUGCUUUUAACUGUGCAGAAAUCAAAACUCUACAGUCUACAU